AAACGUGUGUCCUGCCAGGAUAAAAACAAGGAAAAAGAAAAAAAAAAAGGCAAUGUUUGGGCUUCAAAGUCCUUGAACUCUCUCUUUGCAAGUGGCAACCGAAGAAUCCAAACAAAGCUCGAUUUGCUUAAUCGGGGCAAACGGGCGGGUUUCCGGCUACUCCUGAGAAUUUUCGGUUUUGGUUUGAACUUUUUUAGGUUUUAAUAAUUCGAACAUCGUUGCCGUUUAUUGCCUAGUUAAAAAGGUUGAAGAAACACCAAACCCAAAAAUUUGAUACAUCACUGUCGUUUGGGUUGCAGAGAAGCACAGUUCUGGAAACAUCUCUCCAGAUAUAGGGCUUGGGUCACAGAAAAAUUUGAUCUUGCAGCAUAAAAAAACAAGGUAACACCAUAUGGCCGAUAAAUACAAUAUUGAAGCUGCAGAAAUACUUGCAAACGAGGCACUGCGUUUGCCAAUUUCAGAGGCAGUGCCGAUAUAUGAGCAACUUCUGUCCACGUUUCCUACGGCGGCAAAAUACUGGAAGCAAUAUGUGGAAGCACACAUGGCUGUAAAUAAUUAUGAUGCUAUUAAACAAAUAUUUAGCCGUUGUCUAUUGAGCUGUCUGCAAAUUCCUCUUUGGCGAUGCUAUAUCCGUUUCAUCAGGAAAGUCAAUGAGAUGAAGGGGAUAGAGGGUCAUGAAGAGACUAGGAAAGCUUUUGAUUUCAUGCUCAGCUAUGUUGGAGCAGACAUUGCAUCGGGGCCUGUGUGGAUGGAGUACAUCACCUUUUUAAAGUCAUUGCCGGCUCAAAACACACAAGAAGAGUCGCAACGGAUGACUGCUGUAAGAAAAGCAUACCAAAAGGCUAUAGUUACUCCUACACAUCAUGUUGAACAGCUUUGGAAGGACUACGAAAAUUUUGAAAAUUCUGUCAGCCGUGCCCUGGCAAAAGGAUUAUUAUCUGAUUAUCAACCAAAAUAUAAUAGCGCAAGGGCUGUCUAUAGAGAGCUGAAGAAAUAUGUUGAUGAAAUUGAUUGGAAUAUGCUUGCUGUGCCACCAUCAGGCUCCUGCAAGGAAGAAGUGCAAUGGAUGGCAUGGAAAAGGUUAUUAGCCUUUGAAGAAGGAAACCCUCAGAGGAUAGACAGCACCUCUUCUAACAAAAGAGUUGCAUUCACAUAUGAACAGUGUCUCAUGUAUUUCUAUCACUAUCCUGAUAUAUGGUAUGACUACGCCACAUGGCAUGCAAAAAGUGGUUCAAUAGACGCUGCAAUCAAAGUAUUCCAGCGAGCUUUGAAAGCUCUUCCUGAUUCGGAAAUGCUGAAAUAUGCUUAUGCGGAGUUGGAGGAAUCUCGUGGAGCAAUUCAGCCUGCUAAGAAAAUAUAUGAAAGCCUUUUAGGGGAUGGUGUCAAUGCAACAGCACUAUCACAUAUACAAUUUAUUCGCUUUCUUAGAAGAACUGAAGGAGUUGAGGCAGCUCGCAAGUACUUCGUAGAUGCACGCAAAUCUCCAAACUGCACUUACCAUGUUUAUGUUGCUUAUGCCAUGAUGGCUUUCUGUCUUGACAAGGAUCCAAAGAUAGCGCACAAUGUUUUUGAAGCAGGGUUGAAACGGUUCAUGCACGAGCCUGGGUACAUUCUUGAAUAUGCAGAUUUUCUGUCUCGUCUGAAUGAUGAUAGAAAUAUUCGGGCUUUAUUUGAACGUGCAUUGAGCUUGCUCCCGCCAAAGGAAUCCGUAGAGGUUUGGAAAAGAUUCACCCAUUUUGAGCAAACAUAUGGAGAUCUUGCGAGCAUGUUGAAGGUUGAGCAAAGAAGGAAAGAGGCUCUUUCUAGAAGUGGUGAAGAGGGAGCAUCAGCGUUAGAGAGUUCCCUUCAAGAUGUGGUAUCACGUUAUAGUUUCAUGGAUCUUUGGCCUUGCUCAUCCAAGGAUUUAGAUCAUUUGGCCCGACAAGAGUGGCUCUCUAAAAACAUUGAUAAGAAAGUUGAGAACCCUGCUCAAACUAUUGGGGCUGGCUUUAUAGAUAAAGGUCUUUCAGCACUUGAAACCAAUUCAAAUCCCUCAGUAAAAGUUAUUUAUCCAGAUACUUCAAGGAUGUUGAUUUAUGAUCCAAGGCAAAAGCCUGGCACAACUGCACCUGGACUUCCUGCUAAUUCAAGUAUCAUGUCCACCAUGAGUCCUGCAUUAAAUGGUUGUGGGACAUCCAAUGCACCUAAUGAAUUUUUGAAAGCAACACCACCUGCAUUGGUAGCAUUUAUAGCCAAUUUGCCUGCUGUAGAGGGUCCGUCACCGGAUGUUGAUUUUGUAUUGUCAAUAUGUUUGCAAAGCAACAUACUAGUGGGGCAAAGUGGCAAAUCAGUAGCUCCAUCUAUGCAAUUGCAAGCUGGCCAUGCCCCGAGUACAAGUGACCUUUCUGGAUCAAGCAAGUCUCAUCCCAUUCCAAGUGGUUCGUCUUUCAAACAAGCAAGAGGCCGACUGCCUGGGAAAAGGAAAGAUUUGGAGAGGCAAGAUGAUGAAACUGCAACUGUCCAGAGCCAACCGUUGCCCAAAGAUGUUUUCAGAAUGCGGCAAUUACAAAAAGCUCGAGGUGGUACUGGUUCACAAACUGGAUCAGUAUCAUAUGGAAGCGCACUCUCUGGAGAGCUAUCUGGUAGCACUAGCUGAUGUAUUGUAUAUUAUUCUUAUAUUAAUUUUCCCCAGAAAAUAAAUGGUGUAUGAUUAUUUUAUUCAUUUAUUUUAUUUAUGAUAGUCCAAUACUCAUUUAUUCAGUGUUGUUUUUUAGAAUAGAAUAAGGGAAUUACAAAAAGCUCAAGGAGAUACUGGUUCACAAACUAGAUCAGUAUCAUGUGCACAAUUGGUUAUUUUAUCUAUGAUGUAGCGUGAUAAUCAUUUUUUUCCUA
This is a messenger RNA of Cornus florida, 2871 nucleotides long. Its product is annotated as cleavage stimulation factor subunit 77. Gene Ontology annotation, molecular function: mRNA binding; protein binding. The coding region runs from base 392 to 2635 and encodes 747 amino acids. The record is from RefSeq and is a predicted model, not a curated record. The transcript is spliced from 22 exons. Gene Ontology annotation, cellular component: nucleus. Gene Ontology annotation, biological process: mRNA 3'-end processing. NCBI's taxonomy places the organism in Eukaryota, Viridiplantae, Streptophyta, Magnoliopsida, Cornales, Cornaceae.